Messenger RNA from Schizosaccharomyces octosporus yFS286, 1905 nucleotides. RefSeq names its product GTPase activating protein. Gene Ontology annotation, molecular function: MAP kinase scaffold activity. Lineage: Eukaryota; Fungi; Ascomycota; Schizosaccharomycetes; Schizosaccharomycetales; Schizosaccharomycetaceae. The record is from RefSeq and is a predicted model, not a curated record. The transcript has 3 exons. Bases 1 to 1905 code for a protein of 634 amino acids.
AUGCAAAAUAUCAUAAUUCGUCAAUAUCGUUUUCUUGCAAAAUACCUGGAACCUGAAUUUUUCAAGGAACCUGCUCUUCGCAAUGCAAAUGCAAGACCCCGUGAAAAGCUUCAACGCUUGUCUCAUGUGCAAUUCAGUGAGCUCUUAACGGAUGUUGCAGACGAAUUACAAAGAAGGAUUAAUAAUGAUCCGAAAGUUCCGUUUUUACCUCCUGUGGAAUCGUAUCACCCCAAACGAAACCAUGCCCGCCAAAAAUUGGCUAGUUUGGCUCCAUCCAGACUUCGAGAUUUAUGUAUGGACGUAUACUUUGAAGUGCAGGCUCGUUAUGGUAAUGCACUUAAAGAAGUUGAUACCCCUACUUCUUUGGCCCAGCCUAGUCGGACGAAUUCACAUCCUCAGGUGGCUUCUCAGAGAAAUCCCUCAGCAACCCAUGGUGUAAAAGCCGAAGGUUCUUCCUCAUCUUCUUUGCAUCCCAGUGAACGUAGAACUACAAGUUCGCCAAACGUGGUCAACUCAAAAAUUGCAAGUCGUGAAGCACCGUCUUCCUCGUCCCAUGCUUUGCCAAUGGUGCCGGAUGCCGCUCCAAAAAGCCCUCCUCAUCGUGUAGCCGAAGAUUCCACAACCAAGUAUUUAGCUAAGAUUGAGAUGUUGGAGAAUAAUCUCGCGAAAUCAAAUUCUCUUUUGGAUGUCUCGAAAUCUGAGAUUGAGUCUUUAAAGGCAAAGCUUAAUUCUGAAGCUGUUCAUCAUAAAAGUAGAAUGUUCAAUAUGGAAGAGAAGCUUCAUGAAGCAUCCUUACAAAUCACGACUUUGAACGAAAAACUGAAAGAAAGUCAAUUAACAAGAAGCACUUCUCCUGCUGGUGUUGAUGGUGAAUUUGAGAAAAGCUUGAAAAUGAUGCAAGGGCUCAUAUUAUCAGAAACGACAAAGGUACAUCACAUAAAUGAAUUAGAAAAAUCUUUUGAGGCCCAAAAAGAUGAAACUGAACGUUGGAAGCGAGUCGCUAUAAAUGCUAAAGCUUCUAAAAUUGACGAUGAUGUACGAUUAUUCACAAUGAACACUAUUCCUAUGAAAACGGUUCGUGAAUUGGUAUCUCCCAAUGGUAUUGUAGACGAGCAGUUGUACGUUCGCUAUUUUGUAGAGAUGAACGUAUUUAUGUCGUCUUUAAGAAAAGAUAGUCCUUCACAGUGGAUGUUAACGGCUAAAGAUAUUGCCUUAACGCUUGAGGCUAUCGUUUCCGGUCUUCGGGAGGCGGUUCUUACGAAAGAGUUACUUGGCUUAGGCAGUAGUAUAGAUGAUUUAUGCACUUUCACCAAUAAUCUGAUGCAGCAGGUGCGAGUUGCUAGUUCUAAUGGUGCAUUCCCUAUAAGUCAUAUUGAUGCCUCUGCUUGCUCCAUUAGCAUUACUUUGUCGGAGAUUGUAAAAAAGCAUGGUCUCUUGGAUUCAGGCAAGUCUUCUGCUUCUUAUGCAAGAACUUCUCUGCAUCCGGUAGACGAUUUAAAAUCCCUUUCAGCUGCCAAGACAAUACUUGGCGAUAAAACAAGGCGUUAUAACGAAGUAAAUCAACAUCUCUUGAAUGCCAUUAGUGAUGGCAGAGCAACUUACGAAGUGCAGCAACUCAUUCACGUUUUAACCAGCAUUAUCCGGGAUACUUUAUUUGACGUUUCUGCUCCUUUGGAGUUGAUGAGAGACCGUAACGCUUUUGGAAUCAUUCAUGUGUCUUUACAAGAAUUACGAAAAUGUUGCAUGCUGUUAAGUGAUUACGAAAACCAAGAGCAGCCUUCGGACCCUACAAUUCCUCCGUUGACUGACCUUGCUUUUUCUACGGCUAAAUGCUUCAAAAAUAUUUUACGAUCAAUUGAGGAUGCUGAAUUUACUGUCCAGAAAACACAAUUUUCGAAUAAAUAA